Molecule: messenger RNA, 787 nt
Organism: Hordeum vulgare subsp. vulgare (domesticated barley)
Lineage: Eukaryota; Viridiplantae; Streptophyta; Magnoliopsida; Poales; Poaceae
Product: putative esterase C31F10.02
Exons: 3
Coding region: 24-479 (151 amino acids)
Molecular function (GO): fatty acyl-CoA hydrolase activity
Source: RefSeq, a predicted model, not a curated record
ACAAGCUACAAGGCGAGAGCCUGAUGGCGAAGCUCGAAGGCGUCAACAAGGAUGUCGCCGAGGCGAUGGAGAAGUGGCACGAUGAGCGUAUCCGGCUGUACGACGCCUUCACCGUAGCCGGCCUCUGCGUUGAGGUCAUCGAACCCGGCCGCACCCUCUGCUCAUUCACAGUCCCUCCUCGACUCACGAACGCCAACAAGCGCAUGUAUGGAGGCGCGGUGGCGUCACUCGUGGACCUGGUUGGGUCUGCGGUGUUCUUCGCCGGGGGCUCCCCAACGACGGGGGUCUCACUGGAUAUCACCAUCUCUUACCUCGACGCCGCCUGUGCAAACGAGGAGAUCGAGAUCGAGGCUCGGGUCCUCGGCAUCGGCGACAAGACGGGGUGCGUGACCGUUGAGGUGAGGAGGAAGGGCACUGGCCAGGUGCUCGCGCACGGCCGGCACACCAAGUAUCUCGCCGCCGUCUCUAGUAAACUGUGAAGGCCUGCCAUGUAAGGGACAGAGUAUAUACGGAUAAACCUGUUGUCUUUGCUAGCCAGCUUCUGGACGAUGUUUUGGUGAUGCAAUAUAGUAUGCAUAUUUGUGCUAACAAAUAAUAAGCGCACGCUCACUACAGGUACAAUAAGGCAUUAUGGCCUCCACAAUGAGACUGUGUGUGUGAAAUGUUAUAAAACUAGCAGGGUGAUCGCCGCAAAUGCGCCGCAAGAUUUACUAUGUAUGAUCAUUUUCUUGAAAAGGUGGAUGAUCCCCUUCCUCUUCAUCGAGUCAUGCAUACUGUCAUUUUAUUA